Miscanthus lutarioriparius is the source of this 603-nucleotide messenger RNA. NCBI's taxonomy places the organism in Eukaryota, Viridiplantae, Streptophyta, Magnoliopsida, Poales, Poaceae. The record is from the annotation of a GenBank genome assembly.
AUGGCGGUGGUGGCCACGGAGACGCCGUUCCAUGUCCUGGCCGUGGACGACAGCCUCCCGGACAGGAAGCUCAUCGAGAGGCUCCUCAAGACCUCCUCCUUCCAAGUAACCACUGUCGACUCCGGGAGCAAAGCCCUGCAGUUCUUGGGCAUCCAUGACGACGACGCCAGCACGGUCUCUGUCCACGCGCACCAGCUGGAUGUCGCGGUGAACCUGAUCAUCACGGACUACUGCAUGCCUGGCAUGACAGGGUAUGAUCUGCUCAAGAAGAUCAAGGAAUCGUCGUCUCUUAGAGAUAUCCCAGUCGUGAUCAUGUCGUCUGAGAACAUCCCUUCAAGGAUCAACAGAUGCCUGGAGGAAGGAGCGGACGAGUUUUUCCUAAAACCAGUGCGGCUAUCAGACAUGAGCAAGCUCAAGCCCCACAUACUGAAAAGCAGAUGCAGGGACCACUACCAGCAGGAACAACAGCACCAGCAGAGUGACAGCAACAGCAACGAUUGCAGUAACCCCACGAACAAGAGCAGCAGCGAUAGCACAGGAAAGCGAAAGGCAGAGGACAACGGAGAAAUUUUGCCCCAGAAAAACAGACCAAGGCACAGUUAG